AUGAGCGCUUUAAGAUAUAAAAUAAAGAACUGUGUACAGUAUUACCCAGUGAGAAGUAAAUUAUGGAAAGGUUCCAAAUUUAAUUUUCUAUUUUUUUAUUUUAUUAAUUUUGAUAUUUCAGAAAUACAAUACAACCGAAUGAAGCUUGGUGAAUGGCCACCUCCCAAUUCAUCACCUUUACACCCAAUUGAGCCUUGGGGCAAACAGUUGUUUGUUUUCAAUACUACUUUGAAUGGAAAUAACGAGGCUCUUUUGUGUAUAACUGACUCGACUCGUAAACCCCUUAUUUACUUCUAUAGGGAGGACUUUCAAGCUCUAAAACUGUACAUUGAGAAGAUUAAGGAAGAGUUGGAACGACUCGAAUCAGCUGCCAAAGUAGUUUAA
Theileria annulata is the source of this 384-nucleotide messenger RNA. RefSeq lists its product as uncharacterized. Bases 1 to 384 code for a protein of 127 amino acids. Lineage: Eukaryota; Apicomplexa; Aconoidasida; Piroplasmida; Theileriidae. The record is from RefSeq and is a predicted model, not a curated record. The transcript is spliced from 5 exons.